CUAAUAAGAAGCACCAGUUUCUUUUAUGCAUCCUGUAUUCAGUAUUCAAAGAAGUUUUAAAUUGGUAAUUUCAUGAAGAUUAAUUACAAAUCCAAUUUGUAAAAAUGGUACACUAAAUCUGGUAAGUUCAUGAUGAAAACCAAGUCAAAACAUAACAUCAUUGAGUCCUCUCCAAGUGGGAAUGUGAAUAGAAUACGAUAAUAUAAAGCAAAAAGUAGAAAUAAACCCAAUUCAGUUGAUGAGGACUGAUUAUAGACCAUGAGUUAAUGAUAAACCAACUUUAUGUAAUUCUUCAACUGCUUGAUCCUCGUGUAUGUUGGACCCUUUAUUUUCUUGGUGAGUUCACGGGGUAAAGUUUUUAGCUGAAAACGAGCAGUCUCUUGUCUAGUAUGUGUUCGUUUUUGCCUUUGACUAGUUCAUCUUAGUCUCUUGUCAGUGAUGAUAUCAAAUUAGAUUUGUGCCAGCUUGUGUCUGCAUGCAGAGUCUUGAAAGUUGCAAUCUGUAUGGUUGCUUUUCUCUCUUAGAUUUGGACAUAUUCAAGCUCAAAGCCACAUGAGUAUAAUUUACUUCUAUGAUUCAUGCAUACAGAAGCAUUAGAAAUCGUCCUCAAAAGCAGUAAUGUACAAAUAAUAAUUAAAAUGGGAAUGACACGACACGGCUCGUCUCAACAAUUUGUUUCGAACUAGACAAAAUUAAUAGAACUAGAGGAAAGAUCUUAAGCCGUUUAAUCAAAUAGGUUUAAUGGAUAUGACCUUUGUAUUUCAUGAUCAAUUAGAUGUAUUUAUAAAUAACUCUUGGAAUUAAUAGUUUUAAUUUAUUGUUUUUCUUUAACAUAUAUUCUUAAUUUUUGAGUUUUUAAUUAAACUGUGUCUACUAUUGAUUCUCAACAUAAUUUGAUUGUUAAUUCAAUUAUAAUAAUAAUUUGUUUGAAUUUUGAAUUAAUGAAUUGAUUUAAAAUCGUAAAAUUGUGUGAUAUAAAUUGAUAAGUGGGUAACUUAUAAUCUAAUAUGUUAAGAAAUUGGAGUACAUAGGAUGAGUUUAUGUUGUUUCUUUAAGUAAACAAGUAACAGGUGAAUUACUAUGUGAAUUUGAUACAACACGUCCAAUAGUCCCCUCUAGUAUUACUUUGUUACAAUGUGUUUAAUAUUUAUUGAUUACUUAAUAAAUUGAGGUUAAAUUAGAUUAUGUGCCAUACAUACAGGUUUAUUAAUAAUCAUAUUAAUAAUCAACAACUUUCGCAUUUUCAAAUACUUGUUUGAUUUUACUCUCGUAUCAAGUGCUCAUUGACAAACUCUUUCAACUCAGUUGAUGAAAAUAGAUUUUAGGGUUGACAAUCCCUAAGAAAUUCAAAUAUAAUCCAAAUCAAUUGUGAAUAAUCUCAAUGAAUUCAAAAUAUUUUUUAAAUCAGCCAUUAAAUUAUCUAUUAUUUUAAAUUUAAAUUAUGUGUUAUUUUUUUAAAAUAACAAUAAGUUAGCUUGAAAUCAAAUUUAUUAAACUCAAUCAAUUAAUCAAAAUUAUCGGCUCUACUCAUUUGGAUUUCUAGUAGAGUAGUGGUAAGAUGUGAAUAUGAGAAUACAAUUCAUCUUGUAGUUUCUUAUAAUAUAUUUGGAUAAUAAUUUUUUAUAAAAUGAUUGAUUAAAAGAAAUUGAAAUUUAUACAUAAUUAGUUGAAAAUAAAAAUAUUAGAAAGUUUAAAUGAGAAAAUGAAAAGUGUUUAGGAUGUAUUAGAAACAAGGGGUGUACUAGUCUACAACUCUUUCAAAUUUAUUUAUUUUUUGAUAGUAAGUCUUUCAAAUUUGAUUUUAUGAUAUUUUUGUAUGUAUGAUAUAAUAAAUAUACAAUCAAUCAAGUAGGAGUAGUAGUAUAUACCCGUGACCCGUGAACAAAGAUAGCGCGUUCAUAAAUAAGUAACCACGUGUCUAACUGGGAAGCACCGUGCACGACACUCACCCACCGUGUCAUUUAACCCCGCCCUUAUCUUCCUAUCCCAAUCACUCUAUCACCCUCAACUAGCGGCUAUUAGCCUUACCCGCCCCUCUUUUUUCCUUUUAAAUUUAAAUAUUUAAUAUAUUUCCACCUCCCACCAAAAAUAAAAAAAUAAAUAAAAUAAAAUAAGCUGCUAAUUGCUAUAGCCUAUAGCGGCCAUUAGCUAACUUCUAUAUCCAGUCAUCUUGCAUCUUCGUACCUUUUCUGCACUUUUCUCAAUCCAAAAAGCCAAUUUACCUUUUCUCCUUCUCAAUCAAAACAUAAAUAAAAUUAACACAAAUGUUGUCAACUUCUAACGGCGUCGCAUGCAUGGAAGAUACAGGAGAACAAUACGACACCGUUUCAUGGACUUCUCGUCCACCACUUGACGGUGGUGAUUGGUAUCUCACUGCCGGUAACAUUAUCAAUCCACUACCACUUCAAUUAAACCCAGAUAACAUGAUUUUACCUUGUACUAUGCAGACCACGUCGUCUUCUUCUUCUCAAUUACCUCACUCUUCUUUCCUCAAUCCACUUGAAUUUUCGUCUUUCAAUUUCUCUUCUGAACCGGGUUUGGCUUUUCUUCCUCCGGUUCAGAAUCAUCAGCCAAGUUCCUAUUUUGAGCUUUCCGGGUUUGAUAGUAUUGAUCCCAACAGGGUGAAAAUGUUGAUGCCACUUGAUAUGGGUCAUACUAAUGGCCUUCCUCCCGUUGAGCCCAGUUUGUUUCAAAAACAGGCCAUGAUGGGCUCGGGUUUGACAGGAAAGAGGAAAAGGGAUGUUGUUAAUGUUGAGGAGGAUGAAGUGGAAGGGAGUUUUGGGGUUCCAAUGAUGAAUUAUGAUACUGAUGAGCAAAUUGAGGAAGCUGAUGGUGAAGGGAAUACUGUUGGAGUUAAUAGUGCUAAUAAUAUUAAUGAUAGUGAUAAUGGUAAUUUCAGUUGUGAUUUUGAUGGGGGAUUUUCCAACUCGAAAACAAAUAGUAUUGUCACAGGUGGGGUUGGGGAAGGGGAAGGGAAAGGAAAAGGGAAGAGGAAGGGGUUGCCAGCCAAGAAUUUGAUGGCGGAGAGGCGGCGGAGGAAGAAGCUUAAUGACCGUCUUUAUAUGCUUAGGUCGGUCGUGCCUAAGAUAAGUAAGAUGGACAGAGCCUCUAUACUCGGGGAUGCUAUUGAUUAUUUGAAAGAGCUCUUGGAGAGGAUCAACGAGCUUCACAAUGAAUUAGAGUCGUGUAAUCAAGGCCCUCUGAUGCCGGCUAGUUCUCAUCCUUUUACAUUAAUCCCACCCACUCUACCAUGUCAUGUUAAGGAGGAACUUUCACCCAGCUCUUUGCCCGGCCUCAAGAAUCAGCAUGCGAGGAUUGAAGUCAGUGCCAGAGAAGGAAGAGCGGUUAAUAUCCACAUGUUUUGUGCUCGUAGACCUGGUUUGUUGCUAUCAACUUUAAGAGCUUUGGACAACCUUGGAUUGGAUAUACAGCAAGCUGUUAUAAGCUGUUUCAAUGGGUUUGCUUUAGAUGUCUUCCAAGCCGAGCAAUGCGGGGAAGGGAAUGAGAUUUUGCCAGAGCAGAUCAAAGCUGUGCUGUUGGAUUCAGCAGGUUUCCAUGGUGUGAUGUAGGAACCUUGGGCUAAAAUUCUGUAAUAUAUUUGUCUCCUUUUACUGCCUGCUUACGGUCAAUCAGUAAUGAAUUUUCAUUUGAUUAUUAUCUGAUGAAAUAUGUACUUUAUUUGUACUGCUUGGAAAGGAGUAAAAGCAUUGAUUUUCUCCCUCUUUUCCUGCAUUCAAUUGGCUAGUGGCCACAAUUUCACUUUUUUCAUUUGAGCAUGAUCAAAGCUGAAGUACAAUCUAUCAAUGAAGAAAUUUUUUCUUUG
Amaranthus tricolor (Joseph's coat) is the source of this 3823-nucleotide messenger RNA. Its product is annotated as transcription factor ICE1-like. Gene Ontology annotation, molecular function: sequence-specific DNA binding; protein dimerization activity; DNA-binding transcription factor activity. The transcript has 4 exons. Gene Ontology annotation, biological process: regulation of DNA-templated transcription. The record is from RefSeq and is a predicted model, not a curated record. Lineage: Eukaryota; Viridiplantae; Streptophyta; Magnoliopsida; Caryophyllales; Amaranthaceae. Bases 2265 to 3569 code for a protein of 434 amino acids. Gene Ontology annotation, cellular component: nucleus.